AUGCGGCUAACGGGACGUUCGGGAGUGAAUUUACAGACAAGUGAAAGUGAAAACAUUACUUUCACUUUCAGUUCUGUUGUUGCCCACCGCCCAGUUCACAUCCCCUCCUCCUGGGGUUCUGUAUUUAAAAAGGCGCAGAGACCCUCCGUUCAGUCAAACCUGCAGCAGGUACGGUCGUCCGGCAUGAGGUCGUGGGCGUGACAGUCCGUGUUUUUGCUAUCACAUCAUUUGCCAGGAGAAGUUCCGUAGAUUAUAACCCCCAACUCAACCCCCUGAAGACCCAACCACAGGUCUGGCUCUGGCUGCAAAAGCAGAAAUGGAUUCAGAAAAAGUGGAAAGUGAUACAGAGGCCAAGUAUAAAAGGAGCAAAAAUGAAAGCAAAGAGAAUCAACCAAUCAGAAUUGUCCUUUUGGGAAAAGAUGGUGUUGGGAAGAGUUCUGCAGGAAACACCAUUUUGGGGAAACCAAAAUUCAAAACUUGCAACAUCGCCUCAGAAACACAGUGGCAGAGAGCAGAAGCAGUGGUGUGUGGCAGGACAGUUACUGUGAUCAACACACCAGAUGUGGUUACAGAACAGCUCACUCCAGAGUCUGUGAGAGCCAUUGUGAACGGCCUCCCUUUGUGCUCCCCUGGACCACAUGCUUUCCUUCUGGUCAUGUCAACAGAAGGGUUCGCCAAGGAAGACUGCAGAACUGAACAUUUUCUCAGUAAGAUAUUUGGGGAGAGCGCAUUGAUGUACACCAUGAUACUCUUCACCCAAGACCAGAGUGAGACUCCAUAUGUUGAAAACUUGAAGCUCAAAUCAUCAGGCUUUAGUGAACUCGUGGAGAAAAUUCAGAGUAGAUAUCAUGUCUUCAGUAAUAAGGACGGGAAAGAUCAGGCUCAAGUCAUUCAGCUCCUGGAGAAAAUAGAUGGCAUGGUUGCAAAGAAUGGUGGAGGAUUUUACACUGAAAAAAUCAACAAAAAGGUGAUAGCCACAAAUUCUACUGGAAAAAAGCCAGAAAUGAGCAAAAUGGAGCAGCAGCUUCUAGAAAUUAUUGGCAGACUGGGUCUUGAAGAUUUUCACCCUAAAAAACUAACAACAGCAGACAUACUGACCAUUGACAAAUGUUCCGUGGGUCAUCAACCUCAAACAGAAGAAGACGUGGCAGUUGCAUUCCUACAGAAACUGCUUGUUCUAGAUUACAGAGGCAGACAGGUGUCUUUAAAAGAUAGAAAUAUGGAGCCUCUUAAUUCAGAUGACUUUGACAUAAUGCAAUUUAUUGACCAAAAGAAGAAGGAGGCAGAAAAAGCAGAAAGUCUUCACCCAAUGGAUGUUCAGAUGGCAGUUUUUCAUUGUGCAGACAACUUCCUGAGACAAUACAUGAUGAAUAAACUGUCUUUCUGUCAGUAUGCACUUCCACUGUUAGUGCCCAAUCCUGUUAGCGGUGAGAUAGAGUUUCCUUUGUGGACAUUUCGUCAGAUUAAGAAGACCUGGAAAACUCUCGAUACCUCCAAAACAGCUACAAGCAGAAGUGAGCCAGUUUACAAGGCAUUCACCCCAAUGGUAUUUUUCUGCAGAAUUGGAACAGUGACAUCUUCUAAAUCCCAGCUGAUGAAUUCUGUCAUCAAUCCACGUCACAACACAUUCUUCCAUAGACACUGCCCAGGGAGCAGCAGAACCUGCCAUCUAAUGGAUGGAGUUGUGGAGAUUGCCUGGUACUGUUCUUCCGGAAAACCAGAUGACACGUUCAAUGACUGUAUUGCAUUCUGUAAUCUCCACGGUGAUGCAGAAAAACAUAUAAAACAAAGAAAGUUCCUGGUUGAGAAGUCAGCUGUGAGUGUUGUUCUGUUACAGAAAUUGGAUCUUAGCGAGGAAGGGAAGGACGUCUUGCCACAGUUUCUUGAUACCUCUAAGCCUCUAAUCUUCCUUCUUUCAAACGAGAGAACAAGUCUAAGUAAAACAAGUGAAGGCCAUUUUCAAAUUGGCUUGAAAGACAGAAAUCAAGCUGAAGUCAUUGAAGAACUGACAAUGAUAAUCAAAUACUUUUUGAAAAGAUCAAAUCCAGUCUUUAACCUUGGGGACAUUGCUGAAUCUUCAGAGUUCAGUGUAGAUGAGACUGAGACUGAUUGCUGGGAAGGGAAACUCAAAGCAGACACUGUAAUAAAGGAACUGGAUGGAACUGAAUUUUCUCAAAUAAAAGUGAAAUUACUACCUCGUCAAGGACGUCCGUGGCAGGAGUGGAGCAAAAGCAGCAAAGAUCUUCACCGUCUACAUGGAAAUGUAAUGCAAAUGGAGAGUGAAAUACAUCAAAAAAUGAAGUCCUUACGACAAGAACAGCGAUCCUUCCCUCUCAGUGAUCUGAUGAAGCAUUUUUUAAGGGAAAUACAGUCAGGCAACAUAGCACAUAAGAUGUACUUCCUGAAAUGGGUUAGCAGCUUAAUGGAUGACCUGUGUGAAGAUAAGUUGUCAGUGAUUCGCAAACAAUAUGAUGCUAAAUGGACAGAGGCACUACAGUUAAAAAACAAACAUGAUAAGAGGGAUGAAUUAAGAGCGAAACAGGAGGAACUUGAAAAAGUGUCUGAGGAACUGAGUGAUGGAACAUGUGGCCUGGAACAUCUCAUGAGAGAAAUGGGUCAGAUCUAUGAGGCAUGGGAGUCUCAGAAAGAGGGAACUGACAGAACAGGAGUGGACAUUUCUUCCCUUCCUGCCCUUGCUGCAGACAUCAUGAUCUCUGGGUUUCCAAUAGAACUGAUGGAUGGUGAUGCCGCUCAUGUUCCGAUGCAGUGGAUAGAUGCUGUUUUGGGAAAAGUUGUGGAGAAAAUAGGUAACGAGAGACUCUUUGUUUUGUCUGUUCUUGGUCUUCAGAGCACUGGGAAAUCCACUAUGCUGAAUGCCAUGUUUGGCCUACAGUUUGCAGUAAGUGCAGGUAGAUGCACCCGAGGUGCUUUCAUGCAGCUGGUAAAAGUUUCAGGAGAGGCACAAAAAGAGCUGAAGACUGACUACUUUUUAGUGGUUGAUACAGAGGGACUUCGGGCUCUGGAGUCAGCAGGAAAAGCAACUGUUCACCAUGACAAUGAGUUGGCAACAUUUGUCAUUGGCCUUGGCAACAUGACCCUGAUCAACGUCUUUGGAGAAAAUCCAGCAGAAAUACAUGACACUGUGCAAAUUGCCAUUCAGGCCUUCCUCAGAAUGAAGAAGGUGAAAUUAAGUCCCAGCUGCAUAUUUGUUCACCAAAACGUGGCCGAUAUUGCAGCGGGAGAGAAAAACAUGGAGGGGAAGAGACGUUUGCAAGAGAAGUUGGAUGAGAUGACCUGCUUGGCAGCCAAGGAGGAAGAGGAGUGUGAUGUGAAGUGUUUUAAUGAUGUGAUUUCAUUUGAUGUGACAAGAGACAUCCAAUACUUUGCUCAGCUCUGGGAAGGGAAUCCACCAAUGGCCCCACCUAAUCCACGAUAUGCAGAAAAUGUCCAGGAUCUCAAGAAGAUUAUUCUUUCUGUGGCUAAACAGCAGGAACGGAUCAGUAUCUCCAGUAUCUCAGAUUUCCGUGUUCAUGCGAAGGACUUGUGGAGUGCAUUGCUUAAUGAAGACUUUGUUUUCAGCUUCAAAAAUACACUUGAAAUAGUUGCUUACAGAAAACUUGAAGCUGAAUAUGGGAAUUGGACCUGGACUCUCAGGAGUGCCAUGCAAGUCAUAGAAAAUACACUCUACAACUGCAUAGAAAAUGGUUCUCUGGAAGCUGUGGACAAAGAAUACUUACGAUCAGAAAUGAACAUUUCAUAUCAAACAGUUCAGACCAAGAUGAAUCAGUACUUCUACAAAGACAAAGAAAUUCUUUCACAGUGGAAAUGUAGGAUUGAACUGAGAAUUGGGGAUCUCCAUAGGGAUCUGAUAGAUAAAACUAAAAGGAACUUUGAUGAGAUCAUUCAACAGAAAACUGCCUGUAAAGAACUGGAGGAAAACAGAACUUGUUAUGAGAAUGAAAUAUACAACAAAAGUGUAGAACUGGCACUUAAGCUGAAAGGAGAAGACUUUGAUAAAGACAAGUUAAGUAAAGAAUUUGAAUCAAUGUGGAAGAAAUGGACUAUGUCGGUGACAUCAAAAAUGUCAACAAUCGAAAACAUUAACAUUCGGAAUGAUGUCAUGAACAUGUUGCAAUCGCACUUUGAAUAUAAGCAAAUCAAAGAUAGCAUUGAGAAAGGCUCUUUCAAACACAGUCACACUUCUCCGAAUCAUGAAGAAACAACAUAUUCUGGAUUCAAAGGUUUCAUAAAGAAAGGGGUGAAUUACAUCGGAACUAAACUGGGGGUAAAACAAGACAAUUUUGAGGAUACAAGGAGAGUCAGAGAAUUGUCACAAGCUAUAGAGAGAGAAACUGCAGAAAACAUCAAAAAAGCACCAGUUAAGAAAAUGGGUUAUGAUCAACGCUAUAUCCAAGAGAUCAUAAAAAAUGCAACUGAUAAACUUAUGGAAUUUGAAUCCAAGAAUUUUCAGUUACGAAAAGAGUUCAGAUUGGACCUUCUGUUGUAUCUGUGUGACAUGGCAGAGAAGGAAUUCACAAACCUUCACCACCAGUUCAGGGAGGCCAACGAUCCACGUGAUUUCCUGGACAGGAAGAAACCAGAGUAUUACAGCAUCUUCAAGAUUCACUGCAAAGAUACAACUUCAGCUGUUGCAGUGGCUGAUAUUCUGUGUAUGAAGCUCAAACCCCGUAUUCUGCAGGCUGCUUAUAACCAAUCCGCUGUUGAUGUGGCCGAUACAAUUAGAAGAAAUUCUGAAGAAUUCAGAGGGAACAGGUCUAAUCUGGAGAAACAUUUCUUGAAGUCUCUGGCAAAAUCAAAGAAAUUUGAGGACUUUAUGAAAUAUGUACAUGACCCACAAAAAUACUUUGAAAAUUUCAUAACUGAACAUGUGAAAAAUCAGUUGGAUACAAAUCAAAGUUUUCUCCAAAUUUUUAAAAACAAUCUGAAGGCAAAACUGGCCUGUGUUACUGAUGCAGUGGAAGCCGCUACAGAACAAGUAAAAAACCAAAAGGAAGAAAGUGAUGAAAGUCAGAAGGACAGUACUGACACCAGUCAGGAAAAGGCCAACGUGUGGCUGGACAGUUUUUGUAAAAAGCUUGCAGACAAGCUGGAAUUUUCCAUGAAGGACCUUAAAGGGAUCAGUUUAGGUGAGAUCCUCAACUUUGACAACCUUAAAGAGACAAUGAAGAGAGCACUGGAUGGACUCACUGAAGACUUAAACCCAGAGUUCAGCAGCCUGUCCUCAAUACAAAUGGAGCUUUUUCGGGAAACACCUGCAGAGAUCUUGAUAAAGCAGCUGUGCGACUGCUGCUGGGUUCCUUGUCCUUUUUGUGCCGCCAUCUGCACCUGUACCAUAAGAAAUCACGAUGGAGACCACAGUGUCUCUUUUCAUCGACCCAUUGCAGUAAAUGGUUAUUAUUACAGCUACAUUGAUGUUUUCUCAAUUCGUAUUUGUACUACUGCAGUUUCAAGUUCCGAAUUAUUUUCUCCAGAUUCAUCUGAUCGUUCAGUCCAGUAUAAAAAAUACAGAGAAGCUGGUGAGAAGUUUGCCUGUUGGAACAUCACUCCGGACACCUCAGUUUUACCCUACUGGAAAUGGAUGGUGUGUCAGUUCAAAGACCAACUGGAGAAUCACUACAAAAAAAAAUUCAUAGGACCGGGUGAAAUCCCUGCAGCUUGGAAAGAACUGACUGAAGAAGAUGCUCUUGGGAGUUUAGAGAAAAUCUGA
Scleropages formosus (Asian bonytongue) is the source of this 5728-nucleotide messenger RNA. Its product is annotated as interferon-induced very large GTPase 1-like. NCBI's taxonomy places the organism in Eukaryota, Metazoa, Chordata, Actinopteri, Osteoglossiformes, Osteoglossidae. Gene Ontology annotation, molecular function: GTP binding. The record is from RefSeq and is a predicted model, not a curated record.